AUGGACGUCACAUCCCCCUCUUCAGAAAACUGGAGCAGGAAGCGGAAAGGAAAGGAACGAGUUGAAAUGCUCUUUUGUGUUGAUGUUUUGAGCUGUUUAACGUUAAUUUGUCAAGUAAUUUAGAGCAAUUUGACAUCUAUUUAAUUAAAGAUUACAGGUCUCUUUGAAAAGCUGUCAAUACUAAGGGGGAAAUAACAGGAAAUCGACAUGAACCUAGAGCGCCUUCCAAAUGAGGAGAAACUCACCCUCUGCAGGAAAUACUAUUUAGGGGGAUUUGCAUUCCUUCCAUUCCUGUGGCUGGUGAAUGUGGUGUGGUUUUUCAAAGAGGCCUUUGUAAAGCCAACAUAUACUGAACAACUCCAGAUCAAAACAUAUGUAAAGCGUUCAGGGCUGGGGUUGCUACUGUGGGUUGCAGUACUCACCACAUGGAUAACCAUAUUCCAACACUUCAGAGCAGAAUGGGGUGAGGUGGGUGACUACCUCUCCUUCACCAUUCCACUUGGCAUUCCCUGAGACAGACAAGGCGGGAAACAAGAAAGCUUCCUACUGUAUAAAACUUGACCAUGACAGAAUUAAUAGACAAAUCUAACAGGUUGAAAUAGUUAAAUGUGUAGUUGAUCUCAAUGGAUAAUCAUGGUAAUUUUCUUCUGGGCUUUAAUGAGUGGGAAGUUGUCUUGUGAACACUGCACCUUUUUCCCCAAAUUGUGUGUAGUGUGUGGAUGUCUCAACACGUUUAAGUAAAUUUGGAAGGUUAAACAGGCGAAUGGUAUGUAUGACAAAAAUAAAUGGCAAAUUCAUAAACGUUCUAAAUUAAAUGGAAGUGUAUGCUUUUUUUAUUUGCUGUAAUAAAGUUUUGAGCUUAUAUGCUA
Oncorhynchus gorbuscha (pink salmon) is the source of this 869-nucleotide messenger RNA. Its product is annotated as gamma-secretase subunit PEN-2. The coding region runs from base 208 to 513 and encodes 101 amino acids. The record is from RefSeq and is a predicted model, not a curated record. Gene Ontology annotation, cellular component: gamma-secretase complex. Gene Ontology annotation, biological process: Notch receptor processing. Lineage: Eukaryota; Metazoa; Chordata; Actinopteri; Salmoniformes; Salmonidae. The transcript has 4 exons.